Messenger RNA from Penaeus vannamei (Pacific white shrimp), 1575 nucleotides. NCBI's taxonomy places the organism in Eukaryota, Metazoa, Arthropoda, Malacostraca, Decapoda, Penaeidae. The record is from RefSeq and is a predicted model, not a curated record.
AUGAAUAUGGAUAGGCUGUCGGAAAGAGUCGGAUGCAGUAUCUCGAAUCGCCGAGAGAUAUUCGGGAACCAAUCGUCGCAGAUUCGAGAGGAAUCUAGAUUGGAUGUUUCCGAGAGAUUUGUGGACACGCACCUCCCUGCUGUCAUAAGGAAAGGAUGGAUGUUGGGUGUGGGGAGCCCUUGUGCUUGGGAGGUGGACGCCUUCCUGACGACGCCCCCGCCGCCCUUCUUCACCCUCAGGACCAAGCACGUGAGGGCGGACAAGCAAUACUGCGUGGCUUUCGUGGUCUUGGCGAGUCUCGAGUCUGUCGCCGAGGUGUUCGCCGAGGUGCAGCAGACUUCCUGGUUCCUCGGGACAGCCAAAUACAUCCUGUCCUACACAGCUGAAGUGAUCACCAAGGAAAUGCUGGCAGCUGAUCCAAUCCUGAGAACCAGCUACGACUUCGUUCUAGCGACCCGCCUCCCCCUCGAAGGCGGCAGCGGCCUCCCUCCCCGCGUCGAGUCGUCCUUGGGAGACGAAGCCCGCACCCUCUUCGCCCUCCUUCAGAACUGCCCUUACUGCGACGCCGGGGAUCCACGCGUCAACCUGGUGGACAAGUGGAGUCCUCGCGAAGGGUUCCUCAUCGGGCGCGACCUGUAUCCGGACCUCUUUCGGGACUUCAACGGCCACAGAUUCCGCGCCGUGACCUUAGUCUACGAACCGUUCAGCUGUUACGAGAAAAUCGACGGCGUGAUCGUCCCAGCGGAUAACUGCGUCGACAAUAACAUGUUAAGAGAAAUCGCAAAUAACCUGAACUUCACCUACGUCUUCGUGGAACCUAGCGACGGCCAGUGGGGGCAUCGGCUCGACAAUGGGAGCUAUACAGGAGUGAUCGGCGCGGUGGAGAGAAGGGAGGCCGAUUUCUCCCUCAACAUCGCCAUCACACAGGACCGAGAGGAGAAGGUGGACUGCACCAUCGGAUACCACGUGGAACCGAUCACCUUUGCGACGUCGAAACCGCGGCCGUUGAACCAAGCGCUGGCUCUCAUUCGGCCGUUCGCUCCCAAUAUGUGGGCAGCCUUCAGCAUCACUCUGGUGGUGACUGGGCCCUUGUAUUUCCUGACCUGCAAGUUCACCGUCGCCCCGUUCAAGAAGGUCACGCCCCCGACGUUGGUCAAGUCCUACUUGAUCAUCUUCGCGGCGUGUUUCAACCAAGGCGUCAAGUGGUUGCCAGUUCUCUCCAACCGCGUGUUCGGAAUCACGUACGUCAUCACCAUGUUCGUGACCGUCACUGUGUACGUGGCUAUGUUGACGGCGACGCUCACCCUCCCUACACUCUCUCCGACGCUCAACACUUUGGAGGAACUUGUCAGGUCGGACUUCUCGUGGGGUAUACAGGACUUGGGUGCGGCAGACUACCAGCUCCUGAAAUCUUCGACAGUUCCCUUGUACCAGAAGGUCUUCAAGGGGCUUAGCCCUUGCCCCUCGUUGGAUGAGUGCAUCACCCUCGCCCGGGACUCGAAAUAUGCUUUCAUAACGUGGCGGACCUAUUUGGAGGAUCGGAUAGCUGUGAGAUUAGUUCAGACUCCCAAAUAA